UGCGGAAAUGGCGGCUGUGGCCAACUGGGUGGCGGAAAAGCCGCUAAGGAGGAUGACAGACUUUCACUGCCUUCAGCUUGUGGUUUCACCUAGCGCUCUGAGCUGAAGAAGUUUUCACAUCUUACUCUGCUCCACACCCAGGGCGUUGCACCCUCUCGGUCGGUUGCUGAGGCUGGAGCCCGCUUGAGGGGCACAGCGGGGAUGGAGAGUCCGAGUCUGGGGGACUGCGGAGCUGCCCCCUUGGGCAGCUCCAGUGAGCGCCUUGUCCCAGACCGGCCUUGUGACCUCCGCAAGGAAGAUGUUGUUCUGGGAUCAGAAACCGUGGGCCAAGAUGAGAAACAAAUGGUGAUAAAAAGCAGCAGUGAGCGUAAUCCCCUGCUGCAAGAACCCAUUGCUUCUGCUCAGUUCGGUGGUACUCCAGUGCCAGAAUGCCAUAAGUCUGUCCCAUGCGGAUGGGAAAGAGUUGUGAAGCAAAGGUUAUCUGGGAAAACAGCAGGAAGAUAUGAUGUAUAUUUUAUCAGCCCACAAGGACUGAAGUUCAGAUCCAAAAGUUCACUUGCUAAUUAUCUUCACAAAAAUGGAGAGACUUCUCUUAAGCCAGAAGAUUUUGAUUUUACUGUACUUUCUAAACGGGGCAUCAAGUCAAGAUAUAAAGACUGCGGGAUGGCAGUUCUGACAUCUGGACCACAAAAUGAAAGUAACAGUUCAAACUGGAAUCUCAGGACACGAAGCAGGUGGAAAAAAGAUGUGUUUCCUCUGCCAAGUGGUAGUUUGAAAUUACAAGAUAGCAGAGGACUAUCUAACUUUACUUCCAUUCAUUUGCCUUUGAAAGAAGAUGAGGGUGUUAAUGAUGCUGGCUCUGGGAAGGUUAGAAAGUCCAAAGGAAAGGUGACUAUUUUGAAAGGAAGUCAAACUAAGAAGACUAAAACAGGGUGUCAGAAGAGUCUUUCAGCUUCUAUUCAAAGUAAUAGAAAAAGAGAAUCUGUGUGUAAUAAGGCAGAUGCUGAAAGUGAACCUGUUGCACAAGAAAGUCAGCUUGAUAGAACUUUCUGCAUUUCUGAUACCAGAGCAAAUAACAAGACCCACAGUGUGACCAAUGAAGAAAAAAGACACGUAAAAGAAAAAUCAUUGAGUUCAGGAUCAAAUUUUCGUUUUGAUCAAAUAACUUCUGGCAUCAUAAACAAAUUAUGUUCAGCCAAAGAAGCAGAACCCAACAGGAAGCGUGAGGAUAACUUUUUAGAGUCUGAGGAAAUAAGAACAAAAGUAGAAGCUGGGGAAAGGGAGCAACAUUUGCAUACUGACAUUUUAAAAUGUGGCUCUGAAACAAACAACUGCUUACAAACCAAGAAAGACUCUACUUCUCUGAAAACAUUUCAAGAAGACACCAUCCCACAGACACAAAUAGAAAAAAGGAAAACAAGCUUGUAUUUUUCCAGCAAAUAUAACAAAGCAGCUCUUAGCCCCCCACGACGCAAAGCCUUUAAGAAGUGGACACCUCCUCGGUCACCUUUUAAUCUCGUCCAAGAAACACUUUUUCACGAUCCAUGGAAGCUCCUCAUCGCAACUAUAUUUCUCAAUCGGACCUCAGGCAAAAUGGCAAUUCCUGUGCUUUGGGAGUUUCUGGAGAAGUAUCCUUCAGCUGAGGUAGCAAGAACCGCAGACUGGAAAGAUGUGUCAGAACUUCUUAAACCUCUUGGUCUCUACGAUCUUCGAGCAAAAACCAUUAUCAGGUUCUCAGAUGAAUAUCUGACAAAGCAGUGGAGGUAUCCGAUUGAGCUUCAUGGGAUUGGCAAAUAUGGCAAUGACUCUUACCGAAUUUUUUGCGUCAAUGAGUGGAAGCAGGUACACCCUGAAGACCAUAAGUUAAAUAAAUAUCAUGCCUGGCUUUGGGAAAAUCAUGAAAAAUUAAACCUGUUUUAAAACUCUUUCAAGUUUUCAAACUCAUUUUUUAUGCAUUGCUUUGCACUUUGAUUCUGAAGAGCUCCAUUAAGCAUAACCAACUACCUUUCCAGGCAUAUGGAAUUUAAUCAGCCCAACUAGAAACCUAAUGUAUGUUUUCCUAAUGUGUGUGCCACUGGUAGAUCUUUGCUACUGAAUGUACUAGAAACAUGUUUUGAAAUUUUUUUAAUAAAUUAUUAUUUGACAAUGAU
Molecule: messenger RNA, 2150 nt
Organism: Diceros bicornis minor
Lineage: Eukaryota; Metazoa; Chordata; Mammalia; Perissodactyla; Rhinocerotidae
Gene: MBD4
Product: methyl-CpG binding domain 4, DNA glycosylase
Exons: 8
Coding region: 202-1920 (572 amino acids)
Biological process (GO): DNA repair
Cellular component (GO): nucleus
Molecular function (GO): pyrimidine-specific mismatch base pair DNA N-glycosylase activity; DNA binding
Source: RefSeq, a predicted model, not a curated record